Messenger RNA from Malania oleifera, 1290 nucleotides. RefSeq names its product GDSL esterase/lipase At2g23540-like. The coding region runs from base 1 to 1140 and encodes 379 amino acids. NCBI's taxonomy places the organism in Eukaryota, Viridiplantae, Streptophyta, Magnoliopsida, Santalales, Ximeniaceae. The record is from RefSeq and is a predicted model, not a curated record. The transcript is spliced from 5 exons. Gene Ontology annotation, molecular function: hydrolase activity, acting on ester bonds.
AUGACGAGUGUUGUUGUUUGCAGCAGAAGGAGUGCUGCGAUGGUCUCCUACAUAGUUUUCCUGAUCACCAUGAUGAUGAAUCUGAGCGUUGUGGUGAAGGGCGAGGAUGGGUUGGGAGCUUCGUUCAUUUUUGGGGAUUCGCUGGUGGACGCUGGCAACAACAAUUAUCUAACCACUUUGUCCAGAGCCAACAUGGCCCCCAAUGGGAUUGACUUUUCCGCCUCCGGCGGAAACCCCACCGGCAGGUUCACCAAUGGAAAAACCAUUGGUGACAUUAUAGGAGAAGAAUUGGGACAACCAAACUAUGCAGUCCCAUUUUUGGCACCCAAUUGCACCGGAAAAGCCAUACUGAAUGGUGUAAACUAUGCAUCGGGAGGAGGAGGAAUUUUGAACCAAACAGGAAGAGUUUUUGUUAACAGGCUCUCCAUGGACAUCCAAGUUGAUUUCUUCAACAUUACAAGAAAACAGGUUGACAGUCUCAUGGGUGCAUCAAAGGCCAGAGACUACCUAAUGAAGAAGUCCAUAUUCUCAUUGUCGGUAGGAGCAAAUGACUUCCUCAACAAUUACCUUCUCCCACUCCUCUCCAUCGGAGCUCGGAUUUCUGAAUCUCCUAACGCUUUCAUCGACGAUCUCAUCGAUCAUCUCAGAAUCCAACUCACAAGGCUUUAUCAGCUGGACGCUAGGAAGUUUGUGGUGAGCAACGUUGGACCGAUAGGGUGCAUUCCAUACCAGAAAACGAUAAACAGAUUGAAUGAAGAUCAAUGCGUGGAAUUGCCUAAUAAGCUGGCAACCCAAUACAAUGGCAGGUUGAAAGACCUACUCGCUGAACUAAACGACAACCUUCAUGGUGCCACAUUUGUCUACGUAAAUGUUUACGACCUUGUUAUGGAACUCGUCACCAACUAUGCCAAAUACGGAUUUGUGACAGCGAGCAGAGCGUGCUGUGGGAAUGGGGGGCAGUUCCAAGGGAUAAUACCGUGCGGGCCAACCUCCACCAUGUGCAGCGACCGUGACAAGCACGUGUUCUGGGACCCUUACCACCCCAGCCAGGCCGCCAAUCUCCUCCUCGCCAAGCAGCUCAUCGACGGCGACACUCAUUACAUCUCCCCCGUCAACCUCCGCCAGCUCCGUGACCUUUAAUUAAUUUCUUCCUCCUUUAAUGUUCUGUCUGUCUUGGGUUGUACAAUUAAUUAUACUAUAUCAACUCCACAAAAACACACUAUAUCGUAUGCAUGCAUGCAUGCAUGCAUCUCCAAUGUAAUGCAAAAUUGUCUGCACGUACAUUGUUCC